Molecule: messenger RNA, 12987 nt
Organism: Plasmopara halstedii
Lineage: Eukaryota; Oomycota; Peronosporomycetes; Peronosporales; Peronosporaceae
Product: FOG: RCC1 domain
Exons: 3
Coding region: 1-12987 (4328 amino acids)
Molecular function (GO): ubiquitin-protein transferase activity; protein binding
Source: RefSeq, a predicted model, not a curated record
AUGGAGGCGCUGCAACUACUGGAUUGCGCUUAUGUGAACGAUCGGUACGAGAAUUUGCAUAAACGGCGACAACGAUUAGACCAGAUACAUCAUUUUGUCAACGAAGUCACGGACCGCAGUUCCAACUCCAAGCAAUUGGACUAUGACCAGGGGAAACAAUGGAAAAAUGCGCAUCCUACAAUGGCACUGGACGCCAAACGGUCAACAUCAUACUUGGAAAAGAAGCUUUUGGUCUUACAAAACAUUCUUGACGAGUUAUAUGCAGAAGAAGAGGCGGAUUUGAACAUCACUAUGCCUUCUUCUAAGGAGACAUUCAAGCAACUCGAUACAAUGGAUGCAAACACUCCUAUGUCAUUUGAAGAACUUCCCGCGCCAACACAGAUAAUACUUAAAAUGUUUUUUCGAACUUGCCAGUCAAUGCGUGAUACCGCAAACAUCGCGAGCAACUGUCGACUCUUAGUGCUAAUUGCUACCAAAGUGCCAUUUAUUUUGAAGACGAUUCCCACAUGUGUACUCUCGCCCGGACUAAAAGAUGAGACUCAAUUAAACCAAAAAUAUGGUGACAAUAUUUGCAGUGUAUUUGACCAACUGAUGUGGCUAUUUGAAGAGCUUUUGAGGCCGAAAAGAUACGCUGAGGCUGCUGAAAACACAAAUUUAUCAGUCGAGGAUCUAGGACAUGUAAUGGUCGCGUACGUGGCUUUAAGUUUAAAAUUUGGACGACUCAGCUACUUACUGAAAGCGAUUAAGCUGCUUCUGGAAAAUGCGAAUGAGCUCACUGAAGCGCGAUUAGAACUUCUUCAUCCAUUAUUUAAGGAGCUUACAGAUGCUAAAAUUGAGCGGCCACUAGCUACUUUCUGUGAAGAUGAUCGGCCUUGCGGUUAUUUGAUGACUUUCGGUAAAGGAGAUCACGGAAAAUUGGGUCAUGGACAGUGUGUGCACGUCAGCUGCCAGGACGGAAAUUGCACUGAGAACAAAAUGGUUCCAACUUUGGUAGCAGCAACUAAGGACGUUCUCUUUAGCCGAGUUAGCUCGUUGUCGACGCACAGUAUCGCAAUCACUGCAGAAGGAGAAGCGAUGACGUGGGGUAAUGGCGACAAAUAUCGCCUGGGUCACGGAUCCUCAACAAAAGAAUACGCACCACGAACAAUCGAAUUUUUAAGUCAGAAAGGUAGAAUACGGGACGUUUCCUGUGGUCUUGGCCAUACCCUGGCUUUGAUGAAUUCGGGAAAUUUAUUCGCUUGGGGGAAUGGCUCGAAUGGGCGCUUGGGGCUUGGUGAUACUAAUGAUCGCUCGAAUCCGACGAGGGUCGAUAUUUCUAAUACUUUAAGAGACAUCGAGGGAAAAACGAACGUGAGUUCGCCAGUAACGUUCCGACACAUUUUCUGUGGUGCAUCGCACUCGCUGGGCAUUUCGUGGGAAGGACGAGCGUAUGCUUGGGGAAAAAAUAACCAAGGGCAAUGUGGUCAUGGUCAUACAAAAGACCAAUGGACAGUUCAUGAGAUCGCCAGCUUUCGAAACUGCGAAGGUGGAAUAAAUAACGAAUGUGUUACGUACGCUGCCGGUGGGUGGGAACACACCCUUUUUUGCACAGCUUCCGGUCGUGUAUACUCUUGUGGCUGCGGAUAUAAAGAUAGUCGUCGGGCUGGUGUUCCUCCCGUACUUGGGCAUAGUGACUGCGAUCGCAGACUUUUACCGACUCUAGUGCAGUCGCUCGAUGAUGCCCAAGAAGAGAUUGUAAAAGUUGCUUGUGGAUGGGACCAUUCCCUUGCUAUAGCGGCAAAUGGUAAAGUUUAUACAUGGGGGUCUGGCACAAACGGUAAGCUUGGACACGGUAGCGAAGAAAGCUUUGACGUACCCAUGCUAGUGCGUUGUUUGAUUGGCAAACAUGUCAAAGAUGCCAAAGCUGGAUGCGAACAUACCGUAUUUAUGACAAACGACCAUGAGGUAUGGACUUGUGGACAGGGUGAUAGUGGUCGACUCGGUCAUGGCGAUAAUCAAAUACGAAAUGUUCCGACAAAAAUUGAGCUUUUCGCUCAAUGUGAAGUCAACCCAAUAGCGUUAGCUGUCGGUGACAAAUACAACUUAGUCUUGGUCCAAAAACACGAUUUACACAGUGAGAAUAAUAAUACAAAGAGGGAUGUGGUUUCGAUUGGUGAGCCAUUACGACAAAGCUCAACCGAUCAUGCGCCAAGCUGUGAAGAUAGUGAGUUUUGUCAGGGACGAUGCUGGAUGGUUGACAUCAAGAAAGGCUACGCCUGUCGAAAUAUAGAUCUCGGAGCAACUUGGGUUUUGAAUUACGCUGAAAAGCUAAAUCGAAAUAAUAUAUCGCCAAAUACUGCAUCCGUCAACAAUUAUUCCGCCAUUAGGUGUGCUUUGCUCAUUGCUGGUCAUAUCGAUCGCCUUGCUACAUGCUAUAGUACGGACGAGCAAGACACCACCAAAAAGCCAAAGCACAUAAUGACGACAACCCCCGAAGUCGAGAAAUCUAAUUUAAUUCCUUAUGCUGUUGACACAAGCUACGAAACACUGGAAAUGCUUUUUCAUCUUCUUCAGUGGACUUGUCUGUCGGUAACUUCAGAAGGACAGCACACAUUUGGUAAUAAUUGCAAAAUGGAUGCGCCGUGUCUUACUCUACAAGAGCAAAUGAGUUUUGCUCUUUCAUGCUUGCGAGUUUUACGGCUGAAUCUCAAGAAAUUACACGAUUUGUUUUUUUUGUCUACUCAGAGAAAUGAAGAUACUCAUUUAAUAAGUAUGACAGAUGUGCUGGGUCGACUGUACGAGCUUCUCAACCAUUUAUCCAAUUUAAAAGGUGAAGAUUGUGUCCGUCACUUUGCCAACGGGUCAAUUCCUUCGGACGAUCCAGAAAUUUUAUAUGCUACGGGGGAUGCUAUAAGUCACCAUGCUGCAUGUGCGUUAAAGAUUGGGUUUGGUGUCUUCUAUCCGACAGCAGCCACUCGAAGGAGACUUUUGUGGAAGAUUCUAGACGAUUGUGAGAAAGAUGCAUGCACACCUUCUAUGGGAACAAUUAUCUUGGUGAACCAGCUUUGCACAGAUACAAACAUGGUAGACUUCUUCCGGUAUUUAUCAGCCCCUGAUCCGAAAAGCCUGUGUAAUGAGCAACUAAGUCAUGUCUCCAGUGAAAGGGCAAAGAAAUUGGAUAUUAAUGCCGUUAAAUCUGUCAUGGUCGUAUUGUUAAGGCGGUGUAGUGUAGAAGCGGUAAAACAACUCGACAACAUAACACGAACGGAGUUUUUGAAGGAAUCAGACUGCUUUUCAAGAUUACUUCAUGUGCUGCAGACGCAUUAUUUUAGCUUUGCUUACCGAUCAGCGAUGCAGACUAAGGAAAAACACACAUCAAGUGAACCAGGAAAGCUUCAAAGCAUGGAUAGCGAACAAGUGAUGCCCUCUCUUCUUGACUAUGUGGAUGCCCUAAUGGCAGAAUCAAUGACAGUGUUAAAGCAUCUUCACAAGGUUACUCGUCAACAUGAAGAUGCGAUCACAUGGCGAUUGAAUGGGAGUUUUUUUCACACAUUGUUGCCUAGCGCUGUUGAAAGUUUGUCGAUACUGCUUUCGGAGCAAAAAUACCAUGCAAAAACUGAUGUAUCACAACCUUCUAUUAAUUUGAAGCUAGUCGAGCGCAUUCUUCCGAAUCUUUGCGCGAUAUUGAAACUUGUGGAUGAAAUAAGCUGGAAAAGUUUUGAUAGAGGUGAUGAUAGUGAUCGAACGCACAUUGAAAACGCUGCACCUUCGAAGCAGUUCAUAUUUAUGGCUCAAAAACGCAACUGGUUCGUUGAUCUUGGAGAUGCAUGCGCACUUUUGUGUGGAAAAUUAAGCUGCGAGCUUUUCUAUCAGUGGAAAAUCAGUGACAUUGAGUCAGACGAUCGUCAUCAACAUGACGACUACUUAUCGCUUGUCAUAUCGGAAGGUCGAAUAUCACAGUUAUACCAAAAAGGAUUGCCCGCUACAAAGAAACAUUUCUCUAGCUCAAUUAGCAGUAUAUUGGAAGGGGAGCGGUUGGGCGGUUUCGAGGAGGAAGAUGAACGUCCUACUAGUGAGGAAGGCUCUGAUAGCACCGGUUCGUCAUUUUCAUCCGCUUAUGACGAUCAGCAAUUUUUGCUUCGAUUGUGCGAUACAUCUGUGUCGCUCUACAGUAAAUCAUUUUGGCCGUGGGCAGCAGGGAUGCUUUCGCUUGAUGGAGACUUUACCAAUGAAGCACAUCAAAUUUAUACGCUUGUUGUCAGCGUGUUGGCAUGGCACUUAGAAUUGAGCUCAGAGUUGCGUUCGAUUUACAAGCUUUAUGAUCUUGAAGCCAGAAAUGGGUCAAUUAGCGGCGCUAUGACGCCAAAAAGUAGAAUUUGGGACUUACUAUCAGUACUUCUUCGAGUUACAAAAUGGAGAUCGUGGGAUUUUAACUUUGUCGGCAUGGAGGCAGUUACUAACGCCGUUAGUGCAUCACAUUUUUUGAUAAAUUUACAGCCCAACUCAAUAUUCGUACCUCUAAUAUUUCAGUGUGGAGAACUCGAGAGCGAUGACUUAUCAUGGAAUAAAAGCGACGAUACUUUCUUGAAUCUGCUUAAGUUUCUGACAAGCUCACAUGAAAUGAGCAUCAUUCAACACUCACUGGAGGCGAAGGAUAAUGAUGAAGCUCUCCUUCGAGCUGGGGUAUGUUUACUGCAUGACCUCCUUAGGAAGCUGGCCACCUCUUCCGUAAAAAGCUAUCUGCUUGAUGAAUUUGUUGCUGACAUAUGUGGAAGCAAUCGAAUGAAAACUGGUUUAGGGAAUCCACAAUUAAGGAUAAGUUUGACUCGAGGAAAAGGCAAGGAUAUCGAUAAAGCUAUUGAGAGCUUUUUUGUGCAACUUGCUCGCAUAAUUUCUAGUGAUGACGCGUCUAUUGACUUAAAGAAAAAAGCUUUGUUGAUUUGGACAGUACCUAUGAAAGAUACAAAAUGCGACGUUGAAAGCGCGAUAGCAUUAAUAGCAAAGUCUGGAAUCAUGAUCACUCUAACUGACAAACUGCGAAAUGAGUCAAACUUGCCGGGAACACGUCGUGACGUUAAUGCAGUCAUUGAAUGUGCAAUGAAUGACCAUCAAAAUGAUGACUGGAAAAGAACCUUCCAAGUCGAGUCCAAGCUUACAACAAAGUUAAUGCCGAUUUGCGGUAUGCUUUUUCAUCAAACGCCUAUGCAGAUACUAAAUUCGUUAACCUGGGAAGCCUUUUAUGCCAUUGCGCUGCAAUUAAGCAAAUCGCAGCCAUUCGCUAAGCUUCAACCCAACUUAUUCUUGCAAUCAGCUAAAGCUAGCUUGCAUAACAAAGAACUAUUAACUCCGCUGAACACAUUGAUGUCUCCGCGUAGACGCUUAACGCUUCCAGAAAAGGUAGUCGUAUCUAGCACUGAUGACAUCAUUGCGCAAAUGAUGGAUGGUCUGUAUUCGAUGCUAGAGUCUACUAAAUUGCAUAUGGAUAAUUUGUGCAUCUUUACAAAUGAGUACGAAACAAUGACGACGGAGGUGGGGGUGAUUAGUGCAAUGUCAGAGCCCUGUGCUCGGCAAAAGCUUGAUCGCUCGUUAUUUAAUCUCCUUGGGUGCCCGCUGCAAAUUUCACAGUCAAGCUCGAGCAAAAUUUGUAUGCAAAGAGUCAUUGAUGGGAAGACUUCUGAAAAUAUAGCUCAUAAAAGUAUCACCGUGUCAUUUUGGGUGCAUGUUGAAGUCACCGGAGUGCUAGAAUCCCGAGAGAUUCCUAGUGCAAAUAGCACUUUGCUUUUGUCGCGCGAGUCCUCAUUGCGGCUACUUACGUUUUGUACGAGCGAUUUGGCGGAUCCUGAUACGGAUAGAUCUAUACUUGUGUUGAUUCGGCAGACUAAUCAUGAGCACGUGUCAAUGGUACUUUCAAUGAGAUGUGAUGGAGAUACAAAAGAUGACUGGCUUUCAAUUUCUAUCGAUGAGCCAAUUCCACGUGAAAAGUGGAGUCAAAUUGUUUUGAUCUUCGACAAAGAGAGCACAGAUCAUCUUCAGGUCUUCGUCGGUGCUAAACGCUCUACUCUCAAUAAUGGAGUCGCAGAAGAUCACGACUAUUUUAUCUUCUGCUUAAACGUUCUUCAUAAAGCAGAAUUAUGGGCCCAAAUAAUCGCAGGUGGCAACAUAGGCAAAAAUGAGUUUAGAUACGGAGUUGAUCCUGCCACGUUGUUCCGACAAUCACAAUUACCGAAAAGGUCGUCGCACGAACUCACUGCUAUUUUGGACGACAUUUUUAUAUCUUUUGAGACUUUUUCGGAGGAACGAAUAAUACGAAUGCAACACAAUGGUACCUUUCUCUUUCAUUUAAAACGGCAGCAAGAAACACAAAGUUACUGCGCCGCGGUGUUGAGUUUAUUGUGCAAGCUCAGUUGCACCAGCCCAUCUUCACCCGAGGAUACUUCUGCCCGGCAACCGUCCUCUGAUCAAUGGAUUACUCUUUUAAUUGAUAUGUUGGUGGGUUCGUGUAGCAAGCACGAGCUCCUACAGCUCUAUCUUUGCCAGCUUCUUGAAAAUAUACUACCGCGAACUCCUCCCCGUCCAGAAUUUAAUCUUCGAACGCUAAGCCAGAGACUUCUCGAGAUGUGUCAAUUUAAAAGCUGGAUUUUUGACGGGCUCUUUAUAACAUCAAAUGAGCAAGAAUUUCAGACAAUGACAUUACCACUUCGAAAGCAAAAUGAGACACUAUACCGAGCAAUGCGCCAACGCGGCAUGCUAACUUGUAGAGAAGAUAUUCUGUUUAGAAAUGACACACCAUUUUUCGAAACAGCGUUCAGUGCGCUAGCUCCAAAACCAAAGAUUUCAUUACUUUAUGCUGCUGCCAUUCACCUCUUUCAAAAUUUAUUCUACUCACCUAUGUAUGAGAAAAUCUGUGACGAAUACUUGAAAGAAAAUUCCAUUUCCUUCCAAAACAGUGGUGGAAUUUACUCCGUUGAAUCAAAAAACGAUGGUAUUCUCAGUUUUUCCACAGUGUCUGCUUUGACAAUCAUCAGCGCUGGGUAUUCGGAGGACGUUGUAAAUAAUUAUCGUGCGUGUGUACAGAAUACCGCAAUUCUGCCCCCCGUAACUCAAGCUUACGCAUCCCGUUUCGACUCUGUGCUUCACUUUGAUAAAUGCAGGAGCGAACAGCUCCAAAAUGUCCAAGUUAUUAUUGAUGUGAUACUUAGCGAAGACACACGAGAUCGAUUGCACCUUCCAGCCAGAAACGAUCUUUCACUUAAAUGUCACACUGAAUUAAACACUAUUGAUCACCGUGUUGGUGCUGUAAUCCAUCAUCGGGCUCGUGCAUUUCGUGUUCUGAUGACUGCUCUUAUUCGUGAGAAGAACACAGCUACAGCGACCACACUUUGGCACGAUUUCUUACUUGCCAACGUAUUAGGAAGUGAUCGUCUUCUUCAAGUUGCAUCUAUGAAUUUAAAGGAGCAUGUGAUAUCAAAUUUAGGUCCUGACGCAAAACUCGCUGUCAGACUUCGACGAAUGCGUUUGUUGUUAGAAAAUGUGCUUUUUAAAAGAAGUCAAGGUCAAAGUGCUCUUUCGGUCCCAUCACUCGGUGACUUGGAAAAGUUACAAUGGCGUCUUCGAGAGGAAUCGAAUAUUCAAGCUGCUUUAAAUGCGCGUCUACCAUGGUGGCAGCGAAAUUGCAAGGACGAUGAAAAACUUAGACUUGAGGUCGUUGCAGGUCAAGUUGAAAUUAUUGAUCUCAAAAUCAAAGCUUUUAAGCACUUUCCCACAGUGAAAUUAAAUCAAGUUAAUAUUUGUGCGAACAGCGGCUUAUGGUACUUUGAAGUUGCUGUCUUCACGAACGGGCUGAUGCAGAUAGGAUAUGUGACCGAAGAUUUCUCUGCUGACCAUCUUCAUGGACAAGGUGUAGGCGAUUCUACAAAUAGCUGGGCAUUUGAUGGAUUUCGGUGCAAGAAAUGGAAUGUGCAUUCUCACGAUUAUGGCAAAAAUUGGAAGGCGAACGAUGUGGUCGGAGUCUUGUUAGAUACAGGACGAAUGGAAUUGAGUUACUUUCUCAAUGGUGAGUUUUUGGAAGUCGCCUUUUCCAACAUCCCAAUCACUUGCACCUCACGACUAUUUCCUGCGGCCUCUUUAAGCGCUCAUCAAUCGAUCGAGUUUAAUUUUGGCUCACUACAAAGUGCGACUUCAUCUGAAAAGAAAACUCAGGUUGAGGCCUUUCAUGGCUUCAAGCACAUACCAGUCCUUAAUAACGACGAUCAGACACGUUUCAAACCAGUUUGUAUGGCACAUAAUAGACACAGAGUUGAUAAUUGCAAAAAUUUUGAGUGUCUAAAGGGUGAUGCAAAUGGCUCGUCAACGGUUUGGAAUAAUUACUACAGCGGCGAAAGGGAUACUGACGAAUGUGACAUCACACUGGAUAACCUUGAUGGAACUAGAAGAGAGCUACAUUUGAUCGAUAUGAAUCGUAUUGACGACAUUAGUUGGCAGCGACGUCGAGACUUUACAGGUCUUGGAUCUUCUGAUGAAUGGGCAAACCGAUGCGUUGUCGAAGCACACCUGCCCGAUAGUGAGAAUCGUGCUGCUGCGUGGAUUUUGGAACAAAUGGAAAAAGAGAAUGGUCGGACCGUAAGGUCUGAAUUUACCACCGAUGAUUUAAUAGUCGAUGCGAAGAUUGUGGGAGAUCUGAAAUUUGUAGAGAGGUUGGUUGGUAUGGAGAAUCCGCUCAGUCUUGUACACCCAAGCAAAGGUCUGACUGGUUUCAAAUACUAUACAAUUGAUGACGAGUUCGCUUCGGCAGCAACUAACCUACCCAUCGAAUCAAAUUUGAAUUACCAGCAAUGCGAUGAAACAGCCAGCGAUGCCUUUCAGACAUAUAUUUACAAGCAGCAAUUAAGCUGCCUGCAUGCCUUACACAAUUUAGAGACAGUAACACACACAAGAGAAGUCGACGACUUCCUUCCACUUAGUGUUGUGAUCGAUUCAGCGUUGUUUGUUGCAUAUGCUCGACAAGCCUUUACUUUACUAUUACUGUCAGCUCUAAUGGAAAAGUGCCGAUCAGCAGCUUAUAAAUUAAUGCAACAGCUGAUCUCACGUGAAGAUUCUGGUGCUCGUCUUUGCCGUUUUCUAAGAAUUAUAGUUGGUCUCGAUACACUGGAUGUAGGUGUUGAGCUGGAUAAUGGUUUCAAAAGCGUUCGAUCAGAGCAACCUGUACAGCUUCAAACUGCCAUUGUGGCUCUUCUAAAUCAUGAACUGUGGACUUUGUCAGGAACUCACAAUCAGACAGGUAAUGCAUCUAAUCGUUCUCCACUUUUGCGACUUCUUUGCCGAGAAAUUCUGAACCAAUGUGAUCACGUUUUAAGCUCAGUACAUAGCGGAAAAAACGGGACCGGAAUCGGGGUUACUCAAUCAGACGCUUUGUGGUUUGCCUGGGUAUCUGAUGUGGUGAUUGGAUUUGCGGAGGAUGUUGACUUAAUGACGGAUUCUUUGCCUGGAGGGAAUGUAGCGCCUCAAUCUAUAGACAAUGUUGUACCUCUAUUAUUCUGUCAAGCCUUUGUCGACAAACUUGUGGCUAUCGCCUCUAACCAGUUGACUUUAAUGAAGGCGUGGAAAUACGUUGCGUUUCGCUUAAUAACAAGAAUUUCGUUUUCGGUCAGGAAAUUUGAUCCUUCAUUAACAUUUCUUUCAUCCGACCAGUUGGUAGAUCUUCUGAAAUUAUUUACGCUGCGAAAGCGUCGUGAAAUGCGCAGCAGGGUGUUUUGCUCGGAUAUUACGAGUGCGCUGUUUGCUCUACUGGUGCACCUAUCUACUUUGAUGCCGGUUCAAGAUCGGCGUCCACAACUUGAAGAUCGAUUUUCAGGCAUUUAUGUGAACAAAUACUCGUCAACAGAGGUGACAAUAUCAUGGAAUUCAGAUUUUUCGUCAAAUCUGGCCACAAUAAUAAAUGACGCACUAAUCCCUGAUGAUGAAUCUAAAGAUCCCUAUGUAUUUCGAUUAUUUCGAGGCUCGGAGUGUAUUGAAACUGAAGACUCUAUUAUUCUGUCGAGAGAAAUUUUAUCUAGUGGAAAUGUUGCGAUCCAGAAUUUGCUGCCGGAUACGCAGUACUAUAUUCGAAUUGAUCUUGCUCGAGCUGCAACUGGCUGUCGUGACCUUAACGAUCAGCCUAAUAAUGAUACUGGUGUGCUGCAAAGAGCAGAUAUAAUGGUGAAAACACCACCGGAACCGAUGUUUGAGCUCGAUCAAACGACUUCGGGGAAAAAUUUGCUGUUCAUCAAUCGAAAUUUAACAGCAAUCAACACAUGCAGCAAGAAGUGGCAUUCUGUGCGUGCUUCUAUUGGAUUUGAGAGAGGCACCCAUUCGUGGCAAGUGCGACUGGAUAAAUGCGUCUCGAAAAAUAUAUUUGUCGGAGUUUGUACCAUGGACGCUAGCAUGGAGAAUUAUGUUGGUAGUGACGCGUAUGGCUAUGGCUUCCUUGCAAACAAGGCAAUUUGGCACAACAAGGCCAAAUUGCAAUCGUACGGUGACAUUUUCAAGCAAGGAGAUAUCAUACAAGUCACGCUGAAUUGCGAUGCUAACACGCUCGCUUUUAAACGCAAUGAUCAGUGUCUUGGAAUUGCGGUCUCAAAUAUGCGUAGAGGAACAAAUGGAUCAGAUAGUAAUGGCAAUUGCAAAUGGUAUCCAGCAAUUUCAAUGUAUAACAAAGAUGAUAAGGUCACACUGAUCCCACCACCAGUCACAUCGGUGCUCAACGUGAGUAACGAUCUUUCUCAGAAUUUGUCAACGCUCGAGUUGGUUGAAAAAAUGCGUGACGUGUUGGCAUAUUUAUCUCACGUUAAUUCAAAUUCAUCUUCUUUGUCUAUAAAACUUUUUGAAAAAGCCUUUGAAGAGUUUGACAGUUGGAGACGGGACAAAAUUCUUUACCGUGAGAUUUUGCUUGGACAGGUAAUCGCAAUCGAUAAGAGCAAGUCCGCUACAUUUAAAUACGGACUAGCGUCUGGCGACACGGUGUUAACAUCAAAGGGACAGUAUACCGUUCUUGGAGAGUAUCGUCAUGAAUUGUGGUACGAAAUGGAAACCGAAGCAAACGCAUUUCAAUUUGGCGUCGUGUCUUGUCCUCAGCUUGCUUCCUGGAGCUUAAGUGCCUGUCGCAAUAUGUUAGAUUCACCAGAUAUUUUUUCUAUUCACCGCAAAAUUGAGCACAAGAUUGAUUUAUGUGACACAAACUCUGUCUCUAAUGAGAACGAUGUACCUGCAGGAGUAAGCGGUUCGCAAUAUGCAGUUUCUUUACAGUACUUCAUUGACGCCCAAAUCCAGUGGGACAAGAAUAAGUUAAAUGCUACAGAGGCUGACUCAAAAUUGAUCGCUGAUCUUGACGCAAUCAAGAAUUCCAAAGGUACACUCUCGCUGUCAUUUCAUGAUAUCGCAACGUCUCACGCUAUGAAGAAAAAGUAUGGGAAUUCAGAAGACUACCUGUUUAUUCAGACAAUCGCUCGCACUGGAUUACUGUUGUACGUGAAUCGAUGCCUGUAUAACAUUGUACGCCUCGCAAUUCCGAAAAACAUAUUUGCUACUUCGCUAGGGGUGUCCGAGACUUCGAAGACCACUGUGAACCGACCCAGUUCGGUUGCAAACGCCAACACAUCAAACAUAACCGAGUAUCAGCAAGUAUCACCUGUCGCAGCUCUGAUGAACUCGCCACAUUGGACAUUAGACGAUCCAUCAUCUUUCACUCGAAAUUUUCAUCAGGCAACAAUCCUUCUCUUCUCAUCCCAGAAAGACAACCUUAUAAAUGAAGAGCUACUCAGAACCGAAACUGUGAGUCAAGUGCAGGAAGGUAGUGCAGCCGCAGAUUCCGGUAAGAUUUUAAACAUCCCAAUCAUCACGAUUAAGAACCCCACCUCCGAAACGCUGCCCUUUUGGGAGUGUAACUCUGUGCUGCUAAUGAAAAAACACCACACAAGUCUGCACUUGUCCACUAAAUCAUCAGUCUUCUUGCAAUUGACAAAGCAACUGGCCGCACAAGAUGCUUGGCAGUGGAGACGCACAUCGUCGUUGUCAUUCGAAGCAAUCCCAAUAUUUUAUGCGUUCCAGGUUCAUGUAACGCAACAUUCGAACGGGCCUUGCGCAGAAAAUGGGCAGCAUGAUGAUUCUAAAAUAAAUGAUCUGAAGGAGCAAAAUGAAAACGACGGCGAACAGCAUCGGCUCCCCUCAAAGCAGACUGUCGACUAUUUGAAAUUGCUUGAAACUGCUGUUCGAGAGAUCCAAUCGCCCCGAUUCCCACUUUUUGGCCCUGUACCGGGCUCAAUGUCGCUUCGACUUGAUGUUAAUAUUGACUUAUUUUCCCCGUAUGCGCUGGCGAAGAAUAAAAUUGAACGCUCACAAUUAUUACUUUGGUAUUUCUGCUUCGGCCAAAUUCUCGGAAUUGCAUGGAGAAGCAAAGUUCACUUACCAUUACAGUUUCUCUCCACUACUUUUUGGGUUGAGCUUGUGACCCCUGUCGAUUCUCCUACGUGUUCACCUUCUCAGAUUCAAAGUGUGUCGAUGCGUGCUAUCCGCGAUGGCCUAUAUUCCAUUAUUCCAAGUCAAUGCAUUGCGCUCUUAAGCGGAGACAAUUCUAGUCUGAGAUACUAUCUUUCAGACUUGGAUGUAAAUUACUGCAUUCAAUUGGAGCGCCACACUACUUAUUGUGUACCUCGUCAAAGCCAUCACAACUUAUUUUGGAAAGUUGUUAAAGCCUUCACGUCAGUAGAGCGCCGCAUGCUGAAGCAGUUUUUGAAUCUAGAGCGACAAAGAGACGCCCAGCAAACCAACCAAACCUCAGACUCAGACCGUUUCUCCACCUUUGUACUUGAAAUUGCAGACGCUUUGGCCGACGGUCAGAAUGAUCCGGACUCGUGCUAUCCUGUUGUUGUAUCAAUUCAUCCGCAAUCGACUCGUUUGCAUCUACCAGCGUACUCCUCCGCACAAAUAUUGCACCACAAAUUAUUACUUGCUAUGACUAGCACCGCGAUCAUGUAG